CAUCUCGUUCUCUGCUGCUCUCUUUCUCCUUCUCCAACGUCACCCACUAAGAUUCUGCUGACAGCGGAUUCGGAGCUUGAAGGUUAAGUUUAUGGCCUGCCAAGUGAUAGCAAUGCAUCUAAAGCCUUGUUUGUCGGUAUUAGUGGAUGAAGUUUCAGAAUGUUCAUGUAUAACCCUUGCAACUUAUGCAGUCCAGAGGUGGAGCAGAGAACCUUUUUUACGUGGAGCAACUUCAAGGAUUGGCAUAAAGUCUGCCUCUUUUUCCAAAACAAGUUUUGAAACGAGAAGACAUGGUUGGAAACCAGCCUUUGCCUUAGACACUGGUGGUGUUCCUGGAAAUGGUGACCAAGGUAAUCUCAAUGGAGACAGCCCUAAUCUUGGUGGUACUCGAUUGGGUAGGAUAGUGAGUGCUGGUGGCAGACAGCUAUUAGAAAAACUAAACUCAGCAAGAAAGAACUUCCCGAUGAAGAUAUUUCUCCUUCUAUUGGGUUUCUAUACAGCCAAUGCAUUAGCAACAAUUCUCGGGCAAACCGGUGAUUGGGAUGUAUUGGUUGCAGGGGUUGUGGUUGCAGCCAUUGAGGGGAUUGGCAUGCUUAUGUACAGAAAGCCCCCUGCUGUAUCAACAAGGAUGCAGUCCUUCAUAUCGUUGAUGAACUAUUGGAAAGCUGGUGUGUGCUUAGGUCUUUUUGUGGAUGCUUUUAAACUAGGUAGCUAAAUAUCUCAAUCCACAAUAAUCUUUUUAAUCUCUGUUGUUAUAUCAUGAAUCUGCUGAUAGACAUCAAAGAUUCAAAUAAUGUGCAAAACUUAUCAUAUUCUUUGUCAAUGAUAUUUCAUAAGUGCGCUGUUGCUGAGAUGAGA
Molecule: messenger RNA, 858 nt
Organism: Rubroshorea leprosula
Lineage: Eukaryota; Viridiplantae; Streptophyta; Magnoliopsida; Malvales; Dipterocarpaceae
Source: the annotation of a GenBank genome assembly